GUCAAACCCGUUGUCACCUGUCACACACAGUUCGCAAUCUUCCUUCUUAUUUACAUUCUAAUUGGUGAGCUUCGUCCGAAUCUUACAAUCCCAAAACGCGAUACACUGCCACGACGUACGAUGACCGCCCACCCGGGAACCCUGUCCAUGGACACAUUCCACAGCUCCUGUCGGAUCUGCUCGUCGGUGGUAGCGAGCGCUGUUCCGCUGAACAACUUCCCGGACAGCAGUACCAGCAGCUUGGCCGAUAUGCUGCGGUACUGUGUGAAUCUAGAGAUCAACGAAUACGAUGGUCUUCCGUACCAAUGCUGUGAGCAAUGCAAAGCGGACCUGGUUGUUGCGUACAAACUGGUCAUCCGGUGCCAUCAGUCCGAUGCCAAGUUCCGGGGGUUGCUUAUGGAUAGCAAAACCGAUGCUAGGGAUUCGUUGAUGGAAAGUGAUGAGUUUCCUCAGUUGGUAGACAGCUUGAUAAAAACUGAAGUCUCCGAAGACGUGCUGAACGAUGAGUGCGUUUACGCAGAACCACUGCAGCCGGAGGUGGAUGUAAAGCCGAUUGUGAAGAAAGAGAAACGCCGUGAAGUCUCGGAAGAUAGUGAUUCCGAAGACGACGAUGAAGACUAUGCUGAUCCGGAUUUUAAGCAGGAAAGUGAGGAUGAUGAAGAGGAAACCAGCAAAAAGCCAGUAACGAAGAGAGGCCGGAGACCAGCGAAUAAGGAAAUCAAACGAUGCUGCAGAUGUAAAGAGAAGCUGUCUACAAUGGAGGAGGUGCUCCAACAUUCGCAAACGGUUCAUGCCAACACCAAGGUUACGGACCGAGCAAGAAUGGAGGCGCGUCCGUACGAGUGUGACGUGUGUUUCAAACGGUACACCACCAGGAAAGCUCUAGCUCUGCACAAGGAGCAACUGUACGUUGAAAACGAAUUCAAAUGUGAUAAGUGUGAGGAAGACUUUAAGAGCAAAAGUCUUCUCGAUCAGCACAUCGAGUCACACGCAAGGGAAAUGAUUCAACCGUAUUGCAAUCGCAAGGGACAACUACCGCGAUGCUGCGCGUGCUACGAACAGUUUGAAAAUGACGAACUACUUAAGGCACACGCCGCAGAAAACCACCAGCCGGAAAGUCUCACCGCAGACGAUAAAGACAAUCAGUAUUCUUGCGACGUGUGCUUUCGACGGUACAAAAGCUUGCGAAUCCUUCGGGAUCAUCAACUCAAAGCGUACCGCGUGCAAUCGUAUCAAUGCGCGACCUGUGGCCGUAUCUUUCGGGACAAAACGGCAAUGGCCGAUCACGAACGCUCGCACGAAGAAGGGAAAUCCUUCGUUUGUCCAAUUUGUGCGAAAACUUUUGUCAUGAAGGACUCAUUCCGGAAGCACGUACGAGCUCACUCCAUAGCAGCGGAUCGAUACAAGUGCGAGGUGUGUGGAAGAGGAUUCAAAACGAAUUCCAACCUGAAGAACCACCUGAUUACCCACAAUCCGAACCACCGGCCGCUCCAGUGUACGCUGUGUCCAUCAUCGUUCGCCUGGAAAACCUGUUUGCAGGCUCAUAUGAAACUGCACACGGGAGAGAAACCAUUCAAGUGUGAUCAGUGCGACGCUAGUUAUGCAUUCUCGACGGAUCUUAAGCGACACAUCAUGGCCCACCAAGGCAUAAAGCCGUUUGUUUGUACUAUCUGUGGGCGCGGAUACCCACGUAAGGAUUACCUGCGAAAACACAUGGCCAAUCACUUGACGCAGGCGUGAUUAGUUUGUACUGAUAAAGUUGAUAAAUCUUCUUUGUAAGCCCGUACUUUUGUUAAGAUUUAAUAAAUAAAGUGGUGAAAGAGUAAUACAACAUUCAUUUUUACGCUGACAAGGAUA
Culex pipiens pallens (northern house mosquito) is the source of this 1857-nucleotide messenger RNA. RefSeq names its product oocyte zinc finger protein XlCOF6-like. Gene Ontology annotation, cellular component: nucleus. The transcript is spliced from 3 exons. The record is from RefSeq and is a predicted model, not a curated record. Gene Ontology annotation, molecular function: RNA polymerase II transcription regulatory region sequence-specific DNA binding; DNA-binding transcription factor activity, RNA polymerase II-specific; zinc ion binding. Gene Ontology annotation, biological process: regulation of transcription by RNA polymerase II. The coding region runs from base 121 to 1740 and encodes 539 amino acids. NCBI's taxonomy places the organism in Eukaryota, Metazoa, Arthropoda, Insecta, Diptera, Culicidae.